Messenger RNA from Glycine soja, 1775 nucleotides. Its product is annotated as protein NUCLEAR FUSION DEFECTIVE 4-like. The record is from RefSeq and is a predicted model, not a curated record. The transcript has 2 exons. The coding region runs from base 114 to 1691 and encodes 525 amino acids. Lineage: Eukaryota; Viridiplantae; Streptophyta; Magnoliopsida; Fabales; Fabaceae. Gene Ontology annotation, cellular component: membrane.
AUAUACUUCCAUCACCUCUUUAACCUCUAUAACAUAUAAGAUCCAUACCCCAUCCCUUCUUGUGAGUUAAGAGGUGCAAUUUCAAAUUUUCUCACCAGCAAUUCUUCUUCACCAUGCGUACUUCAACUGCUUUUCAAUGGCUAAGCCUUGUUGGCAUCAUUUGGCUCCAAUCCAUAAAUGGAACAAACACCAAUUUCCCUGCUUACUCCUCCCAGCUGAAGCAGCUCCUCUCCAUGUCCCAGUUUCAGCUCAACAACCUUGCUUUUGCCUCAGAUGCAGGCAAACUCUUUGGUUUCUUUUCUGGCAUGGCUGCUUUUCACCUCCCCCUUUGGCUUGUCCUCAUGAUUGGUUCAACUCUUGGAUUAAUUGGUUAUGGUGUUCAAUAUCUCUUCAUAUCAAACCAAAUCUCCUCUCUCUCCUAUUGGCAUGUGUUCUUGCUAACUGUUCUAGCAGGGAACAGCAUUUGCUGGAUCAACACUGUUUGCUAUGUGAUCACAAUAAGGAACUUCUCAUCCGAUCAUCGCCAAGUUGCUGUAGGGUUAACUACUAGUUACCAAGGGUUGAGUGCUAAGAUUUUCACCAGCAUUGUUGAUGCUGUUUCUUUACACAAAAAGGCUAAAACAUUUCUCUUUCUGAACUCAUUCUUGCCUUUGAUAGUUGCCCUAAUAGCAGCUCCUGUGGUUAGAGAAAUUGAAGCUGUCACAACAAGGCCUAAGCACAUUAUGAGUGUUGGAUUUGUUGUUAUGUUUGUGAUUACAAUUGCCACUGGAAUAUAUGCUGUGAUGAGCAGCUUGGAAUUUGUGUCAAGCAAAAUAUCUCCACUUGGUAGCCUUAUUGGCAUGUUAGUGUCCCUUUUAUUCCCUCUAUUAGUUCCACUUUCCAUGAAGAUCAAUGCACUAGUAGGGUCAUGGCACAAAAAUAGAGAAAAACAAAGAGUAUAUCAUUUUACUUCAGAGGAGAGUCAUGAUGAUGAAGGCAGGAUAGAGAAUGAGGUUAAAGAGGGUGAAGAUAGCAGAGAAGUUAAUCAAGAAGUUGGUAUUGGUAUAAGAGAAGAAAUAGGAGUGAAAUUGAUGCUGAGAAGAAUAGAUUUCUGGUUAUAUUUCUUUGUCUAUUUAUUCGGUGCAACACUUGGUUUAGUAUUUCUGAACAACUUGGGACAAAUUGCUGAAUCCCGAGGUUACUCUAGAACUUCAUCAUUGGUGUCUUUGUCUUCUUCUUUUGGGUUCUUCGGCCGUCUCAUGCCAUCUAUAGUGGACUACUUUUACAGGGGUAAGUGUACAAUAUCAAGACCAGCUUCUAUGGUAGCAUUAAUGGCUCCAACUGCAGGGUCAUUUUUCUUACUACUCCACAAUACUAACCUUGCCCUCUAUGUUGGCACUGCCAUAAUUGGAGUUUGUACUGGAGCAAUCACUUCAAUUUCUGUGUCCACCACCACAGAGCUAUUUGGAACCAAGAAUUUCUCUGUGAACCAUAAUGUGGUGGUGGCCAACAUUCCAGUGGGGUCUUUUUUGUUUGGCUACUUGGCUGCUUUUGUUUACCAUAAGGGAGGGCAUCAUGAACAUGGGAAAUGCAUGGGCAUGGAAUGCUACAGAGACACUUUCAUCAUAUGGGGUUCCCUUUGUUUCUUUGGUACCUUUUUGGCUUUUGUUCUACAUGUUAGGACUCGCAAGUUUUACUCAUAUAAACUAUAGGGUACAUGUUUUAUUUUAUUAUUUAGACACCAUGUAACCAAUACUCCAAAAUAGCUUCUAUACUAAUCCCGUACUUGUAUAUUU